Molecule: messenger RNA, 1738 nt
Organism: Salarias fasciatus (jewelled blenny)
Lineage: Eukaryota; Metazoa; Chordata; Actinopteri; Blenniiformes; Blenniidae
Gene: dffa
Product: DNA fragmentation factor, alpha polypeptide
Exons: 6
Coding region: 92-1057 (321 amino acids)
Biological process (GO): apoptotic process; regulation of apoptotic process
Source: RefSeq, a predicted model, not a curated record
UUUCAGUGAGGGAGUGAGAGAGUAGUCGAGAUCUGUGUUCGCAGUGUUUUUAUUCAAAGAAAGACCACAUAUUUCUCUCAUAAGCCUCACCAUGGUAGAUAGAAAACCCUGUAAGGUGUGUAAUUUCACACGGCAGAAAUCUUACGGCCUGGUUGUUCCCUCUCUGGAUGAGCUCAAGCAGAAAGGGUGUGAGUUUCUUGGGUACAACCCCAGCAGUCCAGUCACGCUGGUUCUCGACAACGAUGGGACAAUAGUAGAAGAUGAAUCCUACUUUCUCUGUUUACCCACAAAUACUAAGUUCAUGCUGUUGCAAGAAAAAGAGACGUGGUCUCCAGCUCGAACGUUUGAAGGUGGCACAGUUUGGAUGGCCAGGGAUUCUAUGAUGCUGGAGUCGGACGCUGUGGAUACCUCAAGUACCGCCUCACCCUUUUGGUACCUGGCCCAGCAGCUGAAGCAGGACCUGGCCAGCAUCAUCCUCAUGUCUGAGGCGGACCUUCAGAGCCUCGUGGAUGCCCCGUGUCCAGAACUGGCAUCCGCUCUGGGCUUCCCAGAGAAGAAGGCCGCGGACCUCCAGGAGACGCUGCAGAGUGUCUUAGAUCGACGGGAGGAGGAGAGGCAGUCCAGGGAGCUGCUGCAGCUCUACAUCAACGCUGUGUUGAAAGAGGAGAGACAACAGGAAGAGGUCAACCAGCUCACCCAGUCAGGAGCCGGAGCAGCGGACAUGCUGGACGCCACAGAGGUGGACUCAGCAUCUGGAUUCAUGCCAAGGACACUGAUGGUCCUGAAAGGCAAAACAAGCCCCGAGACCAGGCUUUCCACUGAGGAUCUGCAGGCGGUUGUGACAAAAGGGGUGGAGGCCAUGGAGCGAGUGCUGGGCUGGGACAAAGCCAGGACCUCCACGCUGGUGCGGGCCUGCGAGGCCGAGCUGGAAGCGCGUCUGCAGAGGAUUCAGGCCGUGCAGUCCAUCAGGAGCAGCGCACAGCCGGACAGCAGCCAGCAGCCCGGCGAGGAAAGCGGGGAGGGGGGCGUGGAAGCGCCGGCUCAGGGUAGCGACUAGGCCGAGGCGUCACCUGAGCAGAGACUGAUAAGGACGCACGUGGCCUCCCUCAGGGUCAGCAAAAUGGGAUUUACUUCUUGUUACUGAUGGUGUCUCUAAUGCUGGAAUACAUGAAUGCUAAAGAUGUUGACAUUUGGAUCAUUUUGUAAAACCUCUCUGGAUUUAUUGGCCUCCAGAGGAAAUCGGGGUGAAUUUUCACAGUCAUAUUUAUCAAAGACAUGGCGAUAUUAACCUCUGGCAUCUACUUUUUGUUGACUGUUGACUUGUUUUGGUGAGCCAGAAUGACUACAGAUAAACAUAUCCACUUAAAAAAAUCAAAACUGUGGUGUAACAUCAUGUGAAAGAGCAAUUUCUUUAGUGAUUCCUGACAUGAAAUGUCAGGAAUCACUCGGCUUUUAGACACGAGCUUUGGUUUGAUCAAACUUAACUUCAUCACAGUCCAAGACUGUGUUGCUUAAUAGUUAAAGCAGAAUACAAAGCACAAAAAUACACAAUCUGUCCUCUACACUCACUUUAUUCUAUGAAAGGUCACAAGGUGUUGGAGCCGUUCCCAGCUAACUGGAUACACCCUGGACAGGCUGCCAGUCCAUCACAGGGCAAACACACACACAUUCACACCUAGGGGGAAUUUAAAGGAUAAGUUCGGUUUAAACAGUUUUCACGUUGUUUAUAGAACGAAGC